UUUGUCUUGUAACUGAAUCUGGUUGCUCUGUUUCAGUGUCAUGGGGCCUCGUAUUUAUAAUGAGGGACCGAUUGUCUGCAAGCGUGUUGGCCGAAAAGUAAAAUGCUGCCAACGAAACGCAGCAGGAGCGAGAGCGAGAGCCGAGGGAUCGUAACACUGGAGCUCAAGGAUAAACCAUGGACUCUGCAUACAUCCCACCACACCUGGACGUCCACCAUGUUCCCUGCUAACCUCCUGCUCCUCAUGGUCCUGCUGCUACCUCAAGCCUCGUCUGGUCGCCAGGGCGGAGACACCAGAGAGAUCGAUCAUGGCAGGGUGUCCCCGACGCCUUCCUCCCUGCCAGCCCUGCCGUCCCUCCUGGAUCCCAGCCUGGCCCAGACCAUCCAGACUCUCCUGUUGAGCCGGCUGGGCCUUCAGUCUCAGCCUGACCCUCGGCCUGGAGUGCCUGUGCCCCGGUACCUCCUGGAUCUUUACCGCUUCCACCAGCAGCAGUACCAUCUAGUGGAGGACCCUUUGUUUAAUUUCCCCAGCCAGCACAUCCAGCAGGCCAACACUGUACGCAGCUUUCACCACAGAGAGCCUCUUGGAGACAGUCCAAUAGCAGAGGAUCAUACAAGAGUGCACAUCUCCUUCAAUAUCUCCUCCAUCCCUCAGGAUGAGAGGGUGCUCUCCGCUGAGCUUCGCCUCCUCCGCAGUGGCAGAGCCUCCCUGGGCCCCGGGCCCCACAGACUCAACCUAUACCUCUCUGAGCACCAUGAGGAGCCUGAGCCCACUCUGCUGGACACAAGGUUACUCUCCACGGGCGUCCACAGUCAUAAACCAAGUGGUCUCUGGGAGGCGUUCAGCCUAAGUGCAGAGCUCCUCCAUAAGGCCCAGGCUGGGACUGGUAGCCUGGGCUUCCUCCUGGAGGUCAAACCUGAAAACAACACCACCUCACUUCCAGACAAGAGCCUCUUCUCUGCUGCAGGUGAGGCGGAGAAACAAAAAGAGGGACACCUGAGGGUAUGUAGGUCUGUGGGGCAGGACGAUCACAGCUGGGCCCAGGAAAGGCCCCUCCUGGUGACUUAUAGUCAUGAUGGUCGCGGAGAGCCUUUAGUCAAACAUGGCAGAAGAACCCCUGGUAAUGGCCAGAGGAUGAGGGGGAGAAAAGGGACUAAAGCGAGGGCCAGGAACAGCAGCAAGAGCCGCAAUAGGGACCAAGAAUGGGGAAAGGGCAAAAAAAUGGAGUAUACUGGCUGGGGGGGUGAUAAAGGAGGGGUCAGCUGGAGCGAACGCGGAAGGGUGAAAAGAAACGGCGGUCGUGCCGCAAAACUGAAACGUCUUUCCCGUAACAGAUGCCGCCGUCAUCCUCUUUAUGUAGACUUCAACGAUGUGGGCUGGCACAAGUGGAUCAUUGCACCCAGCGGCUACGAUGCCUUCUUCUGCCUGGGAGAGUGUCGCUUUCCUCUGGCCGACCACAUGAACUCCUCAAGCCACGCCAUGGUGCAAACUCUGGUAAACUCUGUGAAUGGAGCAGUGCCCCGGGCCUGCUGCGUCCCCACCUCCCUCAGCCCCAUCGCUCUGCUCUACCUGGACCCUCAAGACCGAGUGGUGCUGAAGAACUACCAGGACAUGGUGGUGGAGGGCUGUGGCUGCCGCUAGUGGGCUGGAGAACUCAGACCAGGAGGCACUCACACGAAGACGGAGGAGCGUCACGGGAAUAGGAAGAAAGAGAAGCAUGAAAAGGGAAGAAGAAACUGUAGUAGCCAGAUGAUGGAGACAAAUGUAGCAGCAUGAGAAGGAUGAGUGCAAAGAAGAGGGAUAAGGGAAUGAAUUAAGCAGCUCAAUCAUCAUUAUCAGGGGCAAAAAGAGGUCAGACAUAGAAAUAAAAUAAAAAGUAAGAGAAACAAACAGGAUAAAUGAGUAGACAAUAAGGCAGAGGAAGAAGUGUGAGCAGAAAUAUGGUCGACACAGAUAAACUGCCAGAAAUUACUUUCACUUUUUGCCCAUUUAGUGAUGAUGCAGCAGCAUACAUCAUCAGGCUGCUUGUUCUCUCAUGAGAAACCAGUGCUUUAACAUCAGAUGCUUUAAUUCCAGGAGUGUAUUCAUGUUUGCCACCCAUCCAGCUCUAACAAAGAUGUCUGACAGACACGUGCACAUGUGCUUUAGCUUAUUGUGGCAGACAGCUGACAUGGUAAACAUUCUGAGCAGUCAGUUGUGGGUGUACAUUAAAGGCCCUGGAGCAGUGUUUACACAAUUCCGUGUCUUUCUGAUGGACUCACUGAUGAUCGACAGCGUAACCAAUAUGACGAUGGCACCAGCACGACAUCUAAACUCUGUGUGACAGUGUUGUUUCUGCAGUAUUUUGAACCAAGAGUUAGGGUUUAUCUGUUUUUAUGAAAGCUAAUAUAAUGACAGACUUGUCCCGUACCAGCACCCAUACAUCACGAGUUAUUUAAAACCACAACAAUAAUGCUGAGGAACUAUUAUGCUAUUAUUUGAAUGUACUACUAUCACUAUUAUUUAAAAAAAGAGAGACUUUUUUUUUGUAAAUUUCUUUUGCAGACGUCAAGAAAAUCCAGGUGAUGGUUGUCUUGUGAUUAUACAUGAUUCCACUGAAUGGCAAUUCUAACUUAAAAAGACACAUUAUGUAUUUAAAUAGCAGCAAUAUGGUGUAUUUAAUCUUGAAAAUAUUUAAGAUACCUGCACUCAACAGAGCAUACAGCAAACUGAAAGCCUGCCGUCCACAUGAAGUAAGUUAUGGUAGCUUUACGUCCAUACAAGUGUUCAGUGUAUUGAAUUAACAGUCUGUGUUACUUCCCACCGUAUCAUUGCACACAUUUCGUUGUACAACACAUGAUAGCAGACGUAAGCGGUGUUGCCUUUUAAAAGCUCAACUAACAAGUCAAUUGAAAGCUCUAUGUAUUGUAGCUACUGAAGUGUGUAACAACAAGUGUCUUUGCUAGUUGUGUCUGCAUGUGUCAAGAAAAAAAAAGGAAGACUGAUAUUAAAACUGGGACUUUAGUGCCUUUCAAACAGGGGCUUCAUUAAAAGUGUUCUCUGCUGAGCUUAGUAAUUGUUUUUCAGUGUUGCAUUUUUCUCUCCGAGUGGAAACAUUAAAGCAACAGCUUGUAAAAUGUUUGACAAUAUACCUCUAAUAAACAGAGCAAACAGCACAA
This is a messenger RNA of Acanthochromis polyacanthus (spiny chromis), 3158 nucleotides long. It is a transcript of the gene bmp16, whose product is annotated as bone morphogenetic protein 16. Lineage: Eukaryota; Metazoa; Chordata; Actinopteri; Pomacentridae. The transcript is spliced from 4 exons. Gene Ontology annotation, cellular component: extracellular region. Bases 103 to 1641 code for a protein of 512 amino acids. Gene Ontology annotation, molecular function: cytokine activity; growth factor activity. The record is from RefSeq and is a predicted model, not a curated record. Gene Ontology annotation, biological process: SMAD protein signal transduction; BMP signaling pathway.